AUGGCGCCCGCACUUGAUUCCGCUGCGGCCCAGACGCAGGAGAACAAGCAGUCGGUCAAGGUUCUCGAGGAGCUUCUGAACAAGCUCUCCGUGAGCAAGACCGCCGACGAGGCCAAGGGCACGUCGCAGGAGAUCGCCAUUUUCAUCAAUGGCGACAUCCAAGAGAAGGACGCCCCUACCAAGGCUGUUGACACCCUUAAGAAGAUGCUCAACAACAAGAAGGACGCCAACAUCCGCCAGAACGCGGCCGAGGCGAUCGCCACCAUCGCGAAGCAUGCCGACGUCUCCCCCGCCGUCGAGCCAUACCUCGUCCAGCUUCUCCCGCCUGUCCUCUCAGCAGUCGGCGACAAGAUGGCCGCUGUCAAGGUCGCCGCACAAGACGCCGCCCUUGCCAUCACCAAGGCAGUCAACGCCAACGCCGUGAAGCUGCUCAUCCCAGCUUUCGUCGACUCGAUCCGCAACGCCCAGAAGUGGCCCGAGAAGAUGACCGACCUCGAGUGCAUCGAGGCUCUUUGCGAGUCUGCCCCAGCUCAGACCGCAUACCGAGUCCCCGAACUCAUCCCCAUCGUCUCUGAGGCCAUGUGGGACACCAAGCCCGAGGUCAAGAAGAAGGCAUACGGCACAAUGGAGAAGGUGUGCCAGCUUAUCGUCAACAAGGACAUCGACCGCUUCAUUCCCGAGCUCAUCAAGUGUAUCGCCAAGCCAGAGCUCGUCCCAGAGACUAUCCACUUGCUCGGUGCUACCACCUUCGUCACUGAUGUCCACGAGCCAACCCUCGCUAUCAUGGUUCCUCUGCUUGAGCGUGGUCUCAAGGAGCGCGAGACCGCCAUCAAGCGUAAAUCCGCCGUCAUUGUCGACAACAUGUGCAAGCUGGUCGAGGACCCCAACAUUGUGGCCUCUUUCUUGCCCAAGCUGAUGCCUCAGCUCACAUACAACUACGACAACGUGGCUGACCCAGAGGCCCGUGAGAAGACCAAGCAGGGUCUCGACACUCUCAUCCGUGUUGGCGCCGUCAAGGAUGGCAAGAUCCCGGAGGUCUCCCAUGUCGGCGACGUCGACACUGUCCUCGGCAAGCUCAAGGACAUCCUCAGCUACAAGCACAAGGACGUCAUCCCCAAGUUUGAGGCAGUGCUCAACUACAUUGCUGCCAUCGGUGGUCAGCUUAUCGACGAGAAGGUGGGCGAUUCCUCCACCUGGACCACCAACGUUCUCCCAUACAUCACCCAAAUCAUCGGCAAUGACGACGCAGAAGGCACCGUGGACACCCUCCGCAAGCGCGCAUCUCCAGCUGCCGCUGACGAGGAUGCGGUCGAGCCCGAUGAGGAAGAGGGCGAGGACCUUUGCAACUGCACAUUCAACUUGGCCUACGGUGCUAAGAUUCUGCUCAACCAAACACAUCUCCGCCUCAAGCGUGGUCAGCGUUACGGUCUCCUCGGACCCAACGGAUCUGGCAAGACUACCCUGAUGCGUGCCAUCAACAACGAGCAGGUCGAAGGUUUCCCCAAGCAAAACGAAGUCAAGACUGUCUACGUCGAGCACGACCUCGACUCUGCCGACACUGAGAUGACGGUCAUGGAGUGGACCAUCAUGAAGCUCAAGGCGGCCGGUCUCGCCCUCACCGACGACGAGAUCAAGAACACUCUUAUCGAAUUCGGCUUCGUGAAAGAACAACUCGAAGGCCCCAUCACUGCUCUCUCCGGUGGCUGGAAGAUGAAGCUCGCUCUUGCCCGUGCCGUGUUCGAGAAGCCUGACAUUCUCCUGCUCGACGAGCCUACCAACCAUCUCGAUGUGAAGAACGUCAAGUGGCUCGAAGACUACCUUACCGGCUCACCCUGCACAUCGAUCAUCAUCUCCCACGACAGCAAGUUCUUGGACAAUGUCAUCCAGCACGUCAUUCACUACGAGCGCUUCAAGCUCAAGCGCUACCGUGGCAAGCUCAGCGAGUUCGUCAAGCGUGUGCCAUCCGCCAAGUCAUACUACGAGCUCGGUGCCUCUGAGAUGGAGUUCAGAUUCCCAGAGCCAGGUUUCCUCGAGGGUGUCAAGACCAAGGCCAAGGCCAUUGUCCGUGUCAGCAACAUGACCUUCCAGUACCCAGGUACUCCUAAGCCCCAGAUCAGCGACAUCACCUUCCAGUGCUCGCUCGGCUCGCGUAUUGCCGUCAUCGGUCCCAACGGUGCUGGCAAGUCGACUCUCGUCAACGUCCUCACUGGUGAGCUCAUCCCAACAUCUGGUGAUGUCUACCAGCACGAGAACAUCCGUAUCGCCUACAUCAAGCAGCACGCUUUCGCCCACAUCGACCACCAUCUCGACAAGACCCCAUCUGAGUACAUUCAGUGGCGUUUCCAGACUGGUGAGGAUCGUGAGACCAUGGACCGUGCCAACAAGAUCGUCACUGAGGACGAUGAGAAGGCUAUGGACAAGAUCUACCGCAUUGAAGGCACUCAGCGUCGUGUCAUUGGCGUGCACUCCCGGAGAAAGUUCAAGAACUCCUACGAGUACGAGUGUUCGUUCGCUCUCGGUGACAACGUCGGCAUGAAGAACGAGAAGUGGACACCCAUGAUGACUGCCGACAACGCCUGGAUUCCCCGAAGCGAGCUCAUCCAAUCUCACCAGAAGUUGGUUGCUGAGGUCGAUCAGAAGGAGGCUCUUGCCAGCGGUCAGUUCCGUCCUCUGGUCCGAAAGGAGAUCGAGCAGCACUGCGCCAACUUCGGUCUCGACGCCGAGCUUGUCUCCCACUCUCGCAUGCGUGGUCUCUCCGGUGGCCAGCGUGUCAAGGUCGUGCUUGCUGCUUGCUCAUGGCAGCGUCCCCACUUGAUCGUCCUCGACGAGCCGACCAACUACCUCGACCGUGACUCCCUGGGUGCUCUCUCCAAGGCCAUCAAGGCUUUCGAGGGUGGUGUCAUCAUCAUCACUCACUCUGCCGAGUUCACCAAGGACCUUACUGAGGAAGUGUGGGCUGUCAUGGACGGCAAGAUGACUCCAUCUGGCCACAACUGGGUGCAAGGUCAGGGUGCCGGUCCUCGUCUGAAGCAGGACGACGAGGAAGAGGAGAAGUUCGACGCCAUGGGCAACAAGAUCGAGUCGACCAAGAAGCAGAAGAAGCUUACUUCCGCUGAGCUCCGCAAGAAGAAGAAGGAUCGUAUGGCUCGCCGCAAGCGUGGUGAGGAGGUCUUCUCGGAUGAGGACGACUAG
Messenger RNA from Zasmidium cellare ATCC 36951, 3192 nucleotides. RefSeq lists its product as uncharacterized. Gene Ontology annotation, molecular function: ATP binding; translation elongation factor activity; ATP hydrolysis activity. Lineage: Eukaryota; Fungi; Ascomycota; Dothideomycetes; Mycosphaerellales; Mycosphaerellaceae. The transcript has a single exon. Bases 1 to 3192 code for a protein of 1063 amino acids. The record is from RefSeq and is a predicted model, not a curated record.